AUGGAUACCCCAAUCGAGGGCCAUCUCGAUGGAAGGCUUGCUUCACUCGAAGAAAGGUUUGCAGCCUUGGAAGCCAAGUACAAAGAACUUCGGGGAAGUACAGAGAAGGAGUUGCCAUCGAGUGCUUCAAUCUCCAAGGCUGAGGAAGAUUCCAAGAGCGAGAAGGCGGGGAAGGAGCCACAGCAAGAGGAUGACAAGUCGACAGGAGAGAAGGCAGACAAACCCCCUCCCCGACGAGGAAGAGUCGUGGUCAUGCGAUUCGAUACCGAUAAAGGUGGCUACGUCGAACAUCCGUUGGAGCCGCAAGACUCGGAGGACGAAGCUGCGUAUGCCUACGUUCUGAGGAAAUUCCCGAGCCAAGCUAGGGACGACUCCAUGCGGGAUUAUGUGAGUGAGCUUUCAAUCAACGGUCCAGAGCUUCUCAAACUGUUGAGGGAAAGACUUCGGCACUAUCCGAACCAUUACUUUCUGGGCGAUGUUGCCGCUCUCGCAGCGCCGUAUCAGCCAAUCAUCUUGAACUGGGACAAGCUGAAAGCUGCUUCAGUUGAAGAGUCAGGCGACGAGGAGGGCAGACUCGCUCGCUCAGAUUUGAGGCUCUUGCUCGAUGAUCUUUCUCGAGGAUCUGGGGAUGAGAGACUUGACAAAUACCUCCAGUCUCGCGAUGCAUUGAAGAAGCAGAGAAGUAUCACUUUCGACAACCUGUGGACCAUCUUCCCCCCAGGUACUGUUGUGUGCGGCCGCUCGUUUUGUUUCCAGCAGGACCAGCUGUUCAUUGUUGAGAGCAACAGAAGACCAUGGCCGCAGGAUGUGAGACACAGAGGCAAUCCUGCUGUCUUUGUGUUGUUGGUCUGGAUAUACGACUGGGAUGGCAAGGCUUUCAACAGAAGGUCCUUGGAGCUACCAAUUACGGCAUUCGGAGGCCAAAAGCCAAUCGUUUCGCUCUCCUACUAUCCUCUGGAAGCCAACGAGGAGCAGCGGGCUACGAUCGAAAGAGAGCUUCUCGAGCGCGGCAAGAAAUUUCGCCAAUGUUGUGUUGCGCCGCCAGACGAAAGGCUUUUCCAAUACAAAGGACAAGCGACACUCGAUCGGAAAGGUUUUCGAUGGGGUUUCAGAGAUCCAAGUGUAGACAGACGGGCCAGUUGGCGGUAUGACGGCUACGACUCGGAUGACGAGGUAGAUAUCCGGCCAGUACCGGAAAGGAAGACUCUGGUGGACAGCAAAGUCAUGGUGGAUUUCGAGUCUUAUUACAAGUAUGGUCCAGCCACUUCGCAAGUUGGUACUGUACCGGUAGGCGGCGGAAGUGAAGAGUGUGACUGCACCCCAUGCCAGGACAACUCUGCUUUGAAAGAGAAGUUCAAGUCAUCAUUCGAUGGAUCUGACGGGCGAGGUGAUUGGGAAGAUUUGCAGUACCAGCUAUGCCCUCCACGGUUGCUGGGAUAUGCGCUUCACGACAAGCACUGGGCCCAAUUGGACGUGACCAAGAUCGAAGAGAUAGAGAAAGUGGGUCCAGACAAUGCUUACACAUCUGAACUUCACCUGGCCGGUAAAGAGGGAGGUAAAAAAGUCAAAGACUUACUGUUCCGACUGGUCAAGCAACAUGGCAUGGACGAAGCCGGCCAGAGCUCGGGAGGCUACAACGUGGAUGAUAUUGUGGAGAACAAGGGGAAAGGCCUCGUCAUCCUUCUCCAUGGUCCACCAGGUGUCGGAAAAACGUUGACUGCUGAAACGGUUGCGAUUGCUGCCAGAAAGCCACUCCUCUUCAUUGGAGUAGCUGAUGUGGGCACAGAUGCCUCCCGCGUCGAGGAAAACCUACAGAACAUCUUUGACCUGGCCAGUACCUGGAGGGCCAUCAUUCUGAUUGACGAAGCCGACGUUUUCGUCCAAAGUCGGGUGGUCAUUCCGGGGCCGAGCACGGGGAGCAGUGCUCUUGUCUCUGUGUUUCUUCGCGUUCUCGAGUACUACAAAGGCAUCCUCAUCCUCACAACGAAUCAAAUUGCUCAAUUCGACAUCGCGGUUCCAUCCCGUAUCCAUCUCGCGGUCAAGUACGGAAAGCUCGACGAGACGCAGACCAUCAACAUAUUCAAGGGCUUUCUCGAUAAGUAUGUCAAACUUGGUGUGGUUGCUGAGAGAUCCGAAAUCGAGUCGUAUGUCAAGGACGAUCUUAGUUCUCCCGGAUUCGAUUCCUUUGACGGCAGACAGAUCCGUAACGUUGUGACGUCCGCUGUUGGUUUGGCUCGUGCAAAUGGAGAAUACCUAAGGCUGCAUCAUGUCAAGGAUGUGGUUGCAAAGGUCAAGGCAUUCAAGUACGAUCUUGGUGGAAACAUGAUGUCUUAUGAGGAUACGCUGAAAAGAGCAGGGGCAGGUCGAGGUUAUUGA
Molecule: messenger RNA, 2376 nt
Organism: Diplodia corticola
Lineage: Eukaryota; Fungi; Ascomycota; Dothideomycetes; Botryosphaeriales; Botryosphaeriaceae
Product: aaa family atpase
Exons: 11
Coding region: 1-2376 (791 amino acids)
Molecular function (GO): ATP hydrolysis activity; ATP binding
Source: RefSeq, a predicted model, not a curated record